Messenger RNA from Colias croceus (clouded yellow), 3028 nucleotides. RefSeq lists its product as uncharacterized. NCBI's taxonomy places the organism in Eukaryota, Metazoa, Arthropoda, Insecta, Lepidoptera, Pieridae. The transcript has 2 exons. The record is from RefSeq and is a predicted model, not a curated record. Bases 210 to 2699 code for a protein of 829 amino acids.
AUAAACAUUCAGUUUGUAACCUACUUCAAUGCAAUAUAUAGAGGUUCCUUCUGGAUUUUCGAUGUUUAUUUCUAAUAGUGGGACAAGUUUGUGAUAAGACAUUGAUUCACAAUCUAUCAAUCUAAACAGGAUCCUUACGAGUAUACAUGCAACAGACCUAACAUUGGAAGACUUGAGUUAAAAUUAUAAAUAAAUAAAUCCCCGCAAAAAUGGUUAAUUACUACAUUUACGCAAAAGAUUUUUCUGGCUCAACUAGGGGUGUUAAAUUUUAUCACACCAAAGGCUUGGAGACACUGGAACAAUUUAAAAGUGACGUAGAGAAAAUCAAAGACGAACUAUUGCAUGCAGGAGAGCCGCCAACAGAAUCGAAAGUUAUUUACUUGCACUGGAACAAUGAAUGUGUAGAAGUUGAUGAAGACCAGACCAGAAGCACGUAUAAAAAUCUUCAUAGCGAUUGGUCGGGUACAAGACCAGAAACGAUCAUCCUUUUCCUAAAACAAAAAUACGCUUUAACUGAAAAUGAUCGGAUCAAGCUGCUAUAUAUCAUCACCGAUGGACAGAUAAAUGAAUCGAAUACAAGGGAAUGCUUCAGAUAUAACGAAGAUAUGUAUUACGAAUCGGUUGUCUUCCACGCCUUCAACGAGGACUUAAAUACUAUAGAUCUUUCUGUAGCUGCAUCCUUCUUCAAAAGCCGCUCCAAGGUUUAUCGAAACUGCCACCUAAUUGAUGUCACUGAUGUUUCUAAGGAAUUUGACUACAACAAAAUAAAUAUAAACAACUAUUCAGUCGAAAAAGAAGAACUGAAGUCAUAUAUAAAGUUGAAAUUCAUUGGAAAAACAAAACAAGAUGCAAAAUCUUUGCAAGAAAUUGAUAAGUUAAAGAAGCUACGUGAUCGCCUAUUCAAAGAAAUAACAUUAAAAACAGAUAGUGACAAACCAAAAAUCAACCUGGAAACGAAAGACAAGAAUAUCUUCCUCAGUGAAUUCGUUAAAACUGAUUGGUAUAAAAACCUAAAUUCAACAGAAUAUUCGGAAAAAGUUGAUGUCGAGAAAUCUAUCUCAACUUUGAUCAAUUAUAUCGUUAGUGACUCGAAAUCGUACUCUUUCGACGCCUUGAAGUUUGAUACAAAAUACGACAAAUCUGCUGAAACGGAGGAUAUAAACGAUGAUGUAAAUUUUACAGCCGAUGAAGAAAUUGAGUUCCCUGACGUGAUCCUUACCGAUGAUAAAGGAAUCCCUGUUGUGCUCCUGGCAGAGUUCAAUUUGAUGAAGAAAAUAAUUUUCCAUAAAACACCAUCAUCGAAUGUAGUGUCACCUGCCAGUUUUAGUAAAUUCAAAUCGACCAUGGAAUGUCCACUGUUUUUGGUUAAUGAUAAAGAUAUUAGCGAAUCCAUUGGCUACUUUUAUACUCUCAAUGUUUAUAAACAAUUGUUGGCAAACGAUGUAAGGACUGAUCCGCGAACUCGAAAACCGUUCCAUGGUGGCAUUGUGCUGUCAAGCACAGACUUCUUUGAUAAGUAUAACGACUACAUUAUAUCCGCAACCUACUUCGAUGGCAAGAAAAUUAAUUACAAUGUUGGAUUAUUUUACUAUGUACUAUGGAAAAACUGUGAAAACAAAGAAUGGAUGGACAAUAAUGUCGUACAACAAUUUAAGAAAUACGCUAUGCGAAGAAUAAGUCAGACAGUGUGCAAAAUUGGGCUGUCAUCUUUACCUCUAGAUCCUCCAGAAAUCACAUCACUACUAACAUCACUGUGGUACUGUGUUGAAUUAUCUUCAAAUAUUUUCAAAAAUGAUCCUCUAAAUUUCCAUCAUGAACGUCUGCGCAUGUUUCAUGGAGUAUCCCGCUAUAUGAUCGAAAUCCUAAAGUACUUCAACUACGAUUUAGAUCUUGAAUCCAUCAGUAAACGCAGGGAGCUCAUAAGCAAUGUUAUGCAUUUAAAGAGAAUCCCAAAUCCAAGAGAAAAAAUUUAUCAUUUAUUAGAAAAUAUUUUCAAAACUGAAGAAGGUUUUCUCAUCAGUGAAAUUGAUAAGCCGUGCAAUAUGUACAAACUAAACUACUUAAAAUUUGAUCACAGAAAAAUUCUGCCCGAGGAAGUAGUAGACCAGGUAGUUCAUCUGAAUGACUAUGUUCACUUUUUGCAUUGUGUUGGUGAUUUGGAAGCACCUAAAGCUGGACAACUCAUUCACGAAAUUUGUGAGAAGACGUUCCGUCCAUACUUUGUCAUCGACCAAAAUACAUCAUUUUACCAAGAAUUGGUCCGGAAUACCAGGAAAGUAGUUAUUAAAAACGAUGGCGACAAAGAUAAAAUCGAAGUAGACUAUGAACCAAUUGGAAAUCUUGAGUUUGACAGAAUCUUGUCUCUAUUUAAACUGUUUAUCGAUUGUGUGAAAGAUUCAAUAAAGUAUCCCACUUUAGUUGAGUAUAUCGAGUAUAUUCGUAAAAGAAAAAAGUUUUACGAGGAUACCGUAACUAUUUUCCCUUCAUAUGUUUACUUUGCUAUCAAAAACGUGUACGAGAAAUAUCAGAAAACAAUAAGUAAUGUCCCAGUUGAAGAAUUUAUAAAAAGGUCCGAGUCGUGUACAAAUCGAUUUGAUCGUGUCAAAGGAGAAGAAAGAGUGAAAUUCAAAGAUGAUGAGGAAAUUAACGAAUUCAUUUCUAGCGAGGAAUCAAAAGUACGUUUAAAAAAGAAAACAUAAUACAUUCAGCGGAUGAAAAAAGGUGAACUUUACGAGCCAAUACUGUCAAUAGUCCAGGAUCAUUAUAAUGCGAAAAAGCCUUGUAAUGAACUGUGAAUUGUAUCUGACAUUAUGAUAAUUGGAAAGAAAACGGAGUCAAUAACAAAUUGUCUUUUCAGAAAGUACAUACUCGAUCAAAGUGUCAGCUGCUAAAAACGUGUAAUGAAAAAAUUGAUACAAUUUUUUAUUUUUUAAUCAUUCGUUAUAUUAUAAGGCAAAUAUAUUUUUAAAUAAUAAUGUGAAAUUUUUGAAUAAAAUCUGAAGCCAUAAGGAUCUUUCAUUACAAACCC